AUGGACAAAGAAGGUGUUGAACUUCAAACUGAUGCAGUUUCAAUGAUCACAGAUUCUUCACUUCUUCAUCACCAGGUUUCAAGAAGACCUAGUCUUUCUUCUCUACAGAUACCAACAAGGUCACUAGAAAGUGCAUUAUCUUCUUCUACUAAGACAGAUGGUCCUACAUUAUCAAGUCCGGGUUCCACUAGAGGACUGCCACCAAGGCCACAUUCUACCAAAGUCAAAUCCUCUAUGAGAAGUUUGAUUUCUGAUAGGAGCUUUAGGACAAAAACUUGUUCACAAGAUUCUGAAAAGACGGUUUUGAUUGUUCCUGAUACUGUAUCGUCGAAUGGUCCUUUGGAUAAGCCUUCUACUUCGAGAUCACUUUCGCUUAACAAGAUUUUGUUCCCUUCAUCGGCAAAAGCCGCACAUUCGUUACCGGUUACUCCAAUUGCAAAUUCAGAUGCAGAUAAUGUAAAUGGAAGACACGUCGAGGGCGAUUCUGAUUUGAAUAAAGUGAAAGUGAAUAAGCAUAUGACUCGAUCAUUUUCAGUUCCGGUUAAUGUCAAAGCAGCUAAUUUAAGGCCUACAGAUUCGAGGCGCCUGGUUCGUGUAAUUUCAGCAAGACCGCAUACUGCAGCUUCUGAUGGCAUUUCAACUCGCAGUGAUACAAUGCAAGAGAUUGUCAUUGAAGAUGCUUCUGAGGAUAUUCCAGAAGAAGAAGCGGUUUGUAGAAUUUGUUUGGUGGAGCUUACGGAAGGGGGAGAUACUCUUAGGAUGGACUGCAGUUGUAAAGGCGAGCUUGCACUUGCUCACCAAGACUGUGCAGUAAAAUGGUUUAGUAUCAAAGGAAAUAAGACCUGUGAUGUAUGCAAGCAGGAUGUCCGGAACCUUCCAGUAACACUCUUGAAAAUUUCUAGUCCUCCAACUGUUGUUCGACAUCCAUUGAAUGCUUCGCAGCAGAGAGAAGUAGCUAAUUACAGGAUCUGGCAGGAUGUACCGGUACUUGUCUUGGUCAGCACACUUGCAUACUUUUGCUUUCUUGAGGAACUAUUGGUUUCGGAUUUGGGUCCGCGUGCUCUUGCCAUUUCUUUGCCUUUCUCAUGCAUUUUAGGUCUCCUUUCAUCUCUAAUUGCUUCAAGCAUGGUGAGCAGGAGUUACAUAUGGGCUUAUGCAUGCUUCCAGUUUGCAUUUGUCAUCCUGUUUGCUCAUGUAUUCUAUUCAAUACUUAAUGUUACUGCAAUAUUCUCGGUUCUUCUUUCAACAUUCACUGGAUUUGGGAUUUCGAUCAGCGUGAAUUCCCUCUUGAUGGAAUAUAUUAGAUGGAAAACAAGUAGACAGAUUCAAUCUUCUAAUCAAAAUAUUAUUUUGAGACAGCAGCAGCAGCACCAAUGA
Vicia faba (fava bean) is the source of this 1377-nucleotide messenger RNA. The record is from the annotation of a GenBank genome assembly. NCBI's taxonomy places the organism in Eukaryota, Viridiplantae, Streptophyta, Magnoliopsida, Fabales, Fabaceae.